CUUGUCUUUAUUGUAAACAAUGAGUCAAUCUAUUACUCUUCCUUCUGCAUGUGAUUUCCAUCUUCAUCUUCGUCAAGGUGAAAUGAUGCGUAUGGUGACUCCUCAAGUAGCUGCUGGUGGUGUCUCUUUGGCUUACAUCAUGCCCAAUUUACAACCUCCUAUUACCAACACAGAUCAAGCAUUGAAAUAUAAACAAGAAUUGGAAGCAUUAGCACCCGAAGUGACAUUUUACAUGACCCUAUAUCUUUCACCUGAAUUGACAGUGGACGAAAUACGCAAGGCCAGCAAGGCAGGUAUUGCUGGAGUCAAAUCAUAUCCUCGUGGAGUAACAACCAAUAGUGAUAAUGGUAUUGAAUCAUAUGAAAUUUAUUAUCCCGUAUUCAAGGCUAUGGAAGAAGAAGGUAUGGUACUCAACUUACAUGGUGAAAUUCCCAGUGAUCAUAACAAGAAUAUUUGUGUGAUGAAUGCCGAAGAAAAAUUCUUGCCUCAAUUGGAAAAGAUCCAUCGAGCCUUUCCCAACCUCAAGAUUGUUUUAGAACAUGCUACCUCUGAAGCCGCUGUACAAAUGGUUCAACGUCUAGGUGAUACGGUUGCUUGUUCCAUCACAGUACAUCAUUUACAACUCAUCGUCGAUGAUUGGGCUGGUCAAGCUCAUCAUUUCUGUAAACCUGUUGCUAAAUAUCCUCAAGAUCGUCAAGCUUUACGUCAAGUUGUCGCCUCUGGUCAUCCUCGAUUCUUCCUUGGAACUGAUUCAGCUCCUCAUCCUAGUCAUGUGAAAGAAACUGCUCACGCUCACGCAGGUGUAUUUACCACUCCUCUCGUUCUUCCCUAUUUGGCCAAGAUCUUUGAAGAUAUAGGCUGUCUUGAUAAACUUGAAAACUUUGCAUGUCAUUAUGGUCGACAAUUCUAUGGAUUAUCACAAAAGGAAGGUUUCCAAAAUCGUAAGGUGACUUUGAUCAAGGAAGAAAAUGUCAUUGUACCAUCCAACUAUCAAGUAUCUUCUGAAAACCCUCAAGCUGGUGCCGUGGUCCCAUUUUUAGCCAACAAGGAUAUUGGAUGGAAAAUCUCCCAAAACUUUUACUAGUCAGUGUAGAAUAGAUAUUACAUUAUUUAGCAUAAUAAACUUUUAUUAGAUAUGAUUGGUAUAUGAUUGGGUUUGUUUUUUUUUUGACAAUGG
Molecule: messenger RNA, 1177 nt
Organism: Halteromyces radiatus
Lineage: Eukaryota; Fungi; Mucoromycota; Mucoromycetes; Mucorales; Cunninghamellaceae
Product: dihydroorotase, homodimeric type
Exons: 3
Coding region: 20-1084 (354 amino acids)
Biological process (GO): 'de novo' pyrimidine nucleobase biosynthetic process; pyrimidine nucleotide biosynthetic process
Cellular component (GO): cytoplasm
Molecular function (GO): dihydroorotase activity
Source: RefSeq, a predicted model, not a curated record